Messenger RNA from Coregonus sp. 'balchen', 1098 nucleotides. The record is from the annotation of a GenBank genome assembly. NCBI's taxonomy places the organism in Eukaryota, Metazoa, Chordata, Actinopteri, Salmoniformes, Salmonidae.
AUGAAGUCAUUGACUACAACACCAGGUAAGACCACAUAACACUUCAGAAUUAAUAUAGAAUCUCGACAGACUGUUUUAUUUAAUCCAGCAUUUUAUUUAAUCCAGCAUUUUAAACAAAGAUGGCAUGGCAGUCACUAAUGCUCUCUACUGCCAAGGUUUUCAGGCAUCAGUGAAGAUGAUGUGAAAGGAACAAGCUCGUCCAUACGAGAUGUUCAGGAAACUCUUCUGAGCUUUGUCAGUGCAGAGACUAUACUGAUUGGCCACGGUUUAGAAACUGCCAUCACUGCAAUUAAGGCGAGUUGAACUGCAUUAGUUAUUAAUAAUAACUAUUUAUUAGUGAAUGCACACCGAUAUGGAAAGUCUAUAAAUCGAUAUCAGUUGCCUGAUACAGUAUAAAUUAAUAUUGAAAUAAAAAACAUUACAACUGCCAAUGAGAAUUGUCUUUGAGCAUAUUUUUUUGUCCAGGACUAGGCCUAAUCUCUGUGCAUCUGGGAAACUGGCCCAUAAAGGUUCUCCCCCUGCCUGUCUCAGCUGCUCCACGGCACCGUGGUGGACACCGCCUGGGCCUGCCUCAUAAAAUUACCCUCCACAACCUGACGCCAGACUACCUGAGGAGGAUCAUCCAGGAGAGUGGUGGGUCAAACAAACAAGUCUCUGGCAAUGGGAAGGAUGCCCAUCUACUGUGUGUCAUUAAGUUUUAAACAGUCAAACUGAUCAUGAUGUAAGCAGGGAAAGUUGUUUGCAUGAAUCUUUUAAUGAAAAGUGUUUCACAAUCCCAACUCUGUCCAUUCACUGCUUACAGUUAAAUGUGUUCUUAGAACACUAGUAAAAAAAAGGAACAUGGCAGUUGAGACUGAAUCUGAGAGACUAUCAUGUGUUGUGUAGUAGGCAACAGUCCUAAACGUGUAUCCACUAAUUUGAGAAUCAUUCCUAAUCCAAGGUUUUCAGAUUUUGUGUGUGUGUGCUAGGUUUACAGUAACUGUGUGUAUGGUAUUGUUCUGCUCCCUUCCAGUAGGUGGCCAUGACUCUGCAGAAGAUGCUGCUGGCUGUAUAGAGCUCAUGCUGUGGAAGGUCAAAGAAGAUGGCAAAACUAAACAA